Messenger RNA from Colletotrichum phormii, 1177 nucleotides. RefSeq names its product HSP20-like chaperone. Gene Ontology annotation, molecular function: protein-folding chaperone binding; Hsp90 protein binding. Gene Ontology annotation, biological process: protein folding; chaperone-mediated protein complex assembly. The coding region runs from base 139 to 771 and encodes 210 amino acids. Gene Ontology annotation, cellular component: cytosol; nucleus. Lineage: Eukaryota; Fungi; Ascomycota; Sordariomycetes; Glomerellales; Glomerellaceae. The record is from RefSeq and is a predicted model, not a curated record. The transcript is spliced from 3 exons.
CUACACAUAAUACCCCUUCUUACUAGGCCAAUUUGCUAAACGCGAUUGCCUACUUGCGACACAUUUGCGCUUCGCGUGAAUCAACCUACCCCUCAUCCCCCGUCAUAGCUCCCUGCUCGACAAAUUCCCACCAACAAAAUGUCUGCCACCACACAAACUCCUGAGGUUCUCUGGGCUCAGCGCUCCAGCUCCUCAGACGCCUCCAAGAACUUCGUCUACCUGACGAUUACCGUUCCCGAUGUUCCCAAGUCCAGCCUCAAGGUCGACCUGAAGCCUACCGGCCUGUCCUUCAGCGGUACCUCCGACUCUCUGAAGCGCUCGUAUGCCGUUGAUCUCGAGCUGUACGCUGAGAUCGACCCCGCUGAGAGCAAGGUCAACCACACCGGCAAGAAUGUCGAAUUCAAGCUUCAAAAGAAGGAACUCAAGGAGGAGUACUGGCCCCGCCUGCUCAAGGAGGCCAAGAAGGUCCACUUCCUGAAGACCGACUUCGACAAGUGGGUCGACGAGGACGAGCAGGAUGAGGCUGCUGAGGAGGACUUCUCUCAGUUCGGCGGUAUGGGUGGCAUGCCUGGCAUGGGUGGCCCCGGCGGCGGCGACUUCGGCGGCAUCGACUUCUCCAAGCUUGGCGGCGGCGGCGCACCGGGUAUGGAAGGUCUGGGAGAUAUGGAGGAUGAGGAAGAUGACGAGGAUGACGAUGACAUGCCUGCCUUGGAGGGCGAGGAGGACGACGGCAAGGCCGCCCCUGCCGCUGACAAGGCUGCUGCGAAAUGAGCAAUUUCUUCCUUUAUCACGCACCCCGAGACGACUUUCCCGGCACUUAGGCCAACAUACUUGGCUGCAACGCCCGUGGAUACCGCUCUAGACUAACGACUCUGAAUGUACUCUUUCGAAUCAAAAGACAAAAAGAAAAGACGAUCCGUGAUCUUUGGGACUGGUUUCUAUUUAUCUCCAAUGAGAACUCAAGGUGUAGUGGGCAUUUAGCGAAUGGAUCUCAUGGUUCUUUAAGUUUUCUUCCGAGCCUCACUACGGGAGUAAUUCCUCCGCAAAGGCGAUUCGUGAUCUCUGUCCAUACCCCUCCGGUUUACAAAGAGUUACGCAUAGUUAGGAGACGGCGAAUCGAUCUGAGGCUAGCCUUGUUCCUUUAUCUACAGACACAUAUUCUUCUACACGCUCUGGC